Molecule: messenger RNA, 2701 nt
Organism: Momordica charantia (bitter melon)
Lineage: Eukaryota; Viridiplantae; Streptophyta; Magnoliopsida; Cucurbitales; Cucurbitaceae
Product: ABC transporter B family member 26, chloroplastic
Biological process (GO): transmembrane transport
Cellular component (GO): membrane
Molecular function (GO): ABC-type oligopeptide transporter activity; ATP binding; ATP hydrolysis activity
Source: RefSeq, a predicted model, not a curated record
UAUCCUUCCGCACACUUCCCAUGGACAUUGCGUACCGGUAUCUUUGUAUUUCCUUUCCUCCGUUUUUCCCGCCGGCGGGAUUUUCUCCGAGAUCAAACUCCCGGUCUUCUGGUUCCAAGCUCACGAUGAAGCCUCAAUUCCCGAUUAUUGUCUAUAGCAGUUUUAGAAGUAACGAGUUUAAAUUCUAUCGCCAUCGAAUGCGAAAUUCUUCCUUGAUUCUACGAUAUAUGGUGCCCGAAAAUGACGGAAAUGGAGACGACAAUUUCAAGUCAUUUGGGCAUUGGGUUAGUGUUUCACGUUCGUUGUUUCCUGAUGGCAGUUGGUGGAAUUUAGAUGAGCAUAAGAAAGUAGAAAUUGGAGCUGCGAAGCCUCUUACGGUUUAUUUAGCUCUUCGUCGGAUGUGGAAAUUGGUUUGGGAUAGUAAUCGAUGGGUUCUCCUCGUUGCUUUUGGAGCCUUAACCAUUGCUGCGAUUUCUGAAAUUUCAAUGCCGAGCAUAUUGGCAGCAUCUAUUUUUUCUGCUAGCAGUGGCAAGACUAUUGCGUUUGCUAAAAAAUUGCAGCUCUUGGUCAUUCUUUCUUUUACAUCAGGAAUAUUCAGUGGCCUGCGAACUGGCUGCUUUGGAGUUGCGAAUAUAAUCCUGGUUAAGCAUCUCAGGGAGAUUUUGCAUUCGGCUAUUCUUUUUCAGGAUAUGUCUUUCUUUGAUACAGAGACGGUUGGUAAUUUGACAAGCAGGCUUGGAGCAGAUUGUCAACAAUUGGCUCAUGUUAUUGGAAAUAAUAUCAAUUUGAUUACACGAAAUGCUCUUCAGGCUAUAGGUGCAUUGGCCAAUUUGCUGACAUUAUCUUGGCCUCUUGCAUUAUCUACGCUGGUGAUUUGCUCUGUUCUAUCAGCAAUCUUUCUACUUUAUAGUCGGUAUGUAAUGAAAACAGCAAAGCUGAACCAAGAAUUCACGGCUGGUGCUAGUGAAGUUGCACGUGAAUCACUUACUCUGGUGAAAACCAUCAGGAUCUGUGGAACUGAAAGAAAAGAAGUUGAAAGAUACAAGCAAUGGCUGGACAAGUUAGCUUUUGUAAGUACUCGAGAAAGUGCAGCCUAUGGAUUGUGGAAUAUGAGUUUUGGUGCCCUGUAUAGGUCAACUCAGGUUUUUGCAGUACUCUUAGGAGGGAUAUCUAUUAUGAGUGGUCGGACAUCAGCUGAGCAGCUUACAAAGUAUGUUUUGUACUGUGAGUGGUUGAUUUAUGCAACAUGGAGGAUCACAGACAAUCUAUCAUCUUUGCUAUAUUCAAUUGCAGCAAGUGAAGCAGUCUUCCAAUUAAUGGAUCUCCUGCCUAGCGAGCAAUUUUUGUCCAAAGGAGUGAAGCUGCAGGAGUUAACAGGACAUAUUCAGUUUGUUGACGUGUCCUUUCAUUAUCAUUCAAGGGACAUGCUUCUGGAACACAUAAAUAUUACUCUACAGGCAAAUGAAGUGGUAGCGAUUGUUGGGCCUAGUGGCUCUGGAAAAAGCACUCUAGUCAAUCUUUUGCUCCGUCUUUAUGAACCAACCAGUGGUCAGAUUUUUGUUGAUGGCCGUCCCCUCAAGGAAUUGGAUAUUAGGUGGCUGAGAGAGAAGAUCGGAUUUGUUGGACAGGAACCCCACCUCUUCCACAUGGACAUCAAGUCAAAUAUAAGAUAUGGCUGUCCUAUGGAUACCACGCAAGAAGAUAUAGAAUUGGCUGCAGAGCAGGCAUGUGCUCAUGAAUUUAUCUCAUCUUUCCCUAAUGGCUACGAUACCAUUGUUGAUGAUAAUCUACUUAGUGGGGGCCAAAAGCAACGGAUUGCUAUAGCAAGGGCCAUUCUUAGAGACCCUGCUAUCUUAAUUCUUGAUGAAGCCACGAGUGCUCUAGAUUCUGAAAGUGAACAUUAUGUCAAGGGGGCUAUUUCUGCAUUCAAAAGUAAACGAGGUGGACAGAAAACUGUCAUCGUGAUAGCUCAUAGACUCUCUACAAUAGAGGCUGCUGACAAGAUACUUGUAAUGGAUAGAGGUCGCGUUGUUGAGAUUGGUAACCACAAAGAGCUCCUUUGCAGAGAUGGCUAUUAUGCUAAAUUAGUCAAAAUACAUAAAAAUGUGCUCGCUUGAGUCUCUGCUUAACAUCUGGAUUGAUAUCAGAAUUAUUGGCAUUGAUUUACAUUUACAAAAGCCUAUAAAUCCUUUGGAAAAAUGUUUGUACCGAAGUGGAUAACUUGGUCUGAUAAAGAAACGGGAACGAUAUUUUUAACUCUAUUCCUAUGAAAUUCCACAUGGCUGUAAAAGUUGGUGAUAUCCAUGCCAUUCAUCUUAUGCCCAAACUUGGGUCGAUCGUUGGAAGAACAAACAUGGCAUAUUUCACCACGACGUCUGCCCGUGGCAACUCACUUUCCCAGCCACAUACCAUGGUCGCCUUGGUCAUUUGUAGAUCACUCGAAAUGAUCGAUCGACUGGUGAAACAUCGGAGUAAACAUGAAACGAGAUGAGAGGUAAUUUGGCUGUUCCAUAAAGGGAAAACACUCUUGUGAAUGAAGUACAAUGUCUCAGAAUCUUGGUAUUAAUUUUCCUUCUGCUUUAUUAUUUAUCUUCAUUAUGAGACUACUCUGGAAAGUAGCUUCUUAGAGAGAGGAAUUUUUCUCCAUUUGCAAGUAAAUUUAUACUCUUAUAUCUCUAUGAAAAUGUUGGCUUGAAUUUCU